Molecule: messenger RNA, 594 nt
Organism: Colletotrichum spaethianum
Lineage: Eukaryota; Fungi; Ascomycota; Sordariomycetes; Glomerellales; Glomerellaceae
Product: U6 snRNA-associated Sm-like protein LSm2
Exons: 3
Coding region: 1-594 (197 amino acids)
Biological process (GO): deadenylation-dependent decapping of nuclear-transcribed mRNA
Cellular component (GO): Lsm1-7-Pat1 complex; P-body
Molecular function (GO): RNA cap binding
Source: RefSeq, a predicted model, not a curated record
AUGGAAAACCUCACCAUCUCCGAUGCCCCUCCCCAGGGGGGCCAACCCGUUCUUGGCGGCCGCGCGCCGCCGCCGCCUCAGCAGACCCCUCAGCUGCCGCCUCAGAUGUUCACGACCGCGGCGCAGCUGCUGGACAUGACCGACAUCUCGGCCGCAUUGCUGCGCGGGGCUACUCGCGACAGAACGCUAACCUCGCCGGUAGAGAAGCUCAUGGUCGCGCUCCGUGACGGGCGCAAACUGAUAGGCGUCCUCCGCAGCUGGGACCAGUUCGCAAACCUUGUCCUCCAAGACACCGUCGAGCGCGUCUACGCCCACCCGGACCCGGAGGCCAACCCUCCACGCGAGGGCGGGCUCUUCGCCGACAUCAAGCGCGGUAUCUUCCUCGUGCGCGGCGAGAACGUGCUCCUUCUGGGAGAGAUCGACCUCGACAAGGACGACGACCCACCACCAGGCUACGAGCCGGCCGACCUUAAGCUCGUGCAGGGCCUGGCGGCCGAGAGGAAGGACAAGGACAAGGCGCGCGACAAGGGGCGGAUCAAGAAGCUGAGCACGCUGGGCUUCGAGGGCGAGAACAUGGGCGAGAUCCUGCUCUGA